Molecule: messenger RNA, 2860 nt
Organism: Daldinia vernicosa
Lineage: Eukaryota; Fungi; Ascomycota; Sordariomycetes; Xylariales; Hypoxylaceae
Product: dynamin family protein
Exons: 8
Coding region: 523-2736 (737 amino acids)
Cellular component (GO): membrane; cytoplasm; microtubule
Molecular function (GO): microtubule binding; GTP binding; GTPase activity
Source: RefSeq, a predicted model, not a curated record
GUCAAUCGUGAUAGCCUCAUUUCGUGUCUCCUUUCGUAUUCCCUUCUACUACCCUAAUCCGUACAUACGUACAAUAUGGACUAGACCUUGUCUACCGACAUAUGUAGUAAACAGCCUCUCCGUAUUACCCAGGUAAUCAGCUGAGCGUCCAUAAUAUGGCGUGGGAUCAUGUCGAACAAACCGCUAUACCACUAAAAGGUUAUUUGUGCCACCACGUAUAAUUCAACAGGAUUGAUUGACAUAUCUGCAUUGAGCCGCGAUCACAAAAUUUUUCAUAAGACAUUGGCAAGAGUAGGAAUAGUCUUACGCAGGAAUCCGGGAAUGCAUAUGCAUGUAAGCGGUGAAGCUUCGUGUGUGACUGAAUACAAACGGAGCGGGGAAGUGGUUUAGGAGAGCAUAUGGUUGAAAUGGGAAGACAUUAUGAUGAGUCUUUGCUCCUUGGUGAUUCAUUUUUCUCCCCUCUUUUUCCUUUGCAUCACCUGUUAGCAUAUUGAUAUUUCAUAUCGCUUGUCACGGCUGAAAAUGUCAGAGUCCGAAGGGAUUCAAGCAGCCGGCUUAGGCGACCCAGCUCUCCUCCAGAAAAUCGACGAGUUGCGACGUUUGAAUAUCUCACCCACGGUGCCGCUAACCCAGCUUGUUGUAGUCGGCGACAGGUCUACCGGCAAGUCUAGUUUUCUUGAGAGUUUAACCGGCUUCCCCUUUACACGAGCCAGCAAAGGCAGUACUAGCUAUGUGAUCGAGAUCGUCUAUCGAAGAAGCAAUACGGAAAGAAUUUUAGUAUCUAUGCGGCCUGCCCCUGUAUGUGGAUCAUAUAUGGGUGGAAAUCUAGGGAAUAGGAAUGCUGAGUUACGAGCUUUCAAAGCGGAACUCUUACCCGAAGACCGGAAUAGCAAGAAAUUGCAAGACCUGUUCGACCAGGCUUUUACCCUUCAUUCGGAACGUGGUCGGCCUUCUUAUAAAUCAGAAUUUGCCAGAGAUGUCUUACAGAUUGAGAUAACCGGCCCCAGAGAAGAACAUCUGACAAUCAUAGAUAUGCCUGGGUUACCUGAUAUUCCAAAGCAAUACUCCCUAGGUGAAGCUAUUGAUAUGGAAGUUGAGUCAAUGGUUGAGGACUAUGUUCGAAUGCCUCAAACAAUCAUCCUUGCAGUUGUAUCAUCCAUGGAUGAUGUCAAAAACUGGCGCAUUUCGAAAAUAGUGGAAGAUGUUGAUCCUGAAUGGAGGCGUAGUAUUGUGAUAUUUACAAAGCCGGAUCUCGUCGCACAUCAUACAUCCAAAAAUGCAAUUGUCGAUAUGGUCAAUCAGAAAAGAACUUUCUCAGAUCGCAUCCCCUUCCCAAGACAUGCUUAUCAGGAAAAGCCUUUGUUAGAACGCUUCAUCGUCCAAAACCAAAUAGGACACGCUUCGACCUCUGGCCCUGCCCAACAUGAUCACGCCAAGUGCGUAUUCUUCAAUAAGUCACCAUGGGACCAAUUGGACAAGGCCCGAAUUGGUGUCGGCUCGGUUCGAUCUCGGCUUCGAGAACUAUUAUUAGUAGAUCGCACAGGUCGUUACUUAUUCGAAGUCAAGAAAGAAGUAGCGGCUACCCUCGCAACGAAGAAAGAAAGACUGGAACUCGUGGGUGAGCCUCGUGUCGAUACUGACAAGCAACGCACACACCUUAUCCGCGCCGCCGUACGAUUUUCAGAGAUUGCAAAGCAUGCCUCAGAUACGAGAAACACUAGAAACCCGUUAUCAUCCCCAAGCCCCUAUCUGUGUCUUGCAUCCCUCUUGCAGGAAACCGAGAAAGGAUUUGCCGAGAUGCUAUUUGAGAAAGGACAUCAUUAUGAGUUUGAAGGCGAAGACGGUACAACUGAUUUCCUAUCAAUACCGACGUACCGAAAUGACCUUUACGAGAUAUCUUUUGUCAUCCCUAACGAAAAGGAAUAUCCUGAGCUACACAGAAUACUUUCUGAACCGUUUUCCUGCCCACGCGUUUCUAAGGGAGAACUCAUCGACCACAUUCGAGAGAUAUACUCGCCUUCUCCCAGAUACGAACUCGAUGUUUUUGGAAAUUCUCUACUACCCACAAUCUUCAGGGAACAGUCAGAGAAAUGGACUCCGCUUACUCUAGCUCACCUCUCAAAUGUCAUCUUGAUCAUCCACAAGUUUAUUGACACGGCCAUGAAGGCAGUCUUCCCGGAUGACGGAUUACGAGUGGAGUUGCAAAAAUUUCUCUCCGAUGAGUUCCUCGACUGCUAUCGUCGUGCCAUCAAGCAUGCCGAAUUCCUUCUGCACGUCGAGUGUAAGGGUAGAGUGGCCACCACUCACCCCAAUUUCAAAGACCUUCUAGCCAACAACCGAGAAGAGCGGCAGAAGCGCAUGGUGCGAGAAGGGGGCAAGGAAGUUUCUGAACCCUCUACAGGAAGAAAUCGCGUUAAGGCGAAGAAGGAUGCCAUUGAAGCAGUACUGCCCUCGGUAGAGCAUAUUUACGGGGAUGUACACGAUGUAGUAAAAACGUACUACGAGAUAGCUCGCGCACGUUUCCUAGAUGGGAUUCAUCAGCAAGCCAUCACACACUUCUUGCUGGAUGGCGAACAGAGCGUUUUCCAGGUCUUCACCCCCGAACGAGUACUAUCCAUGACCAGCGAAGAGGUGGAAAAGAUCGCAAAAGAAAGUCCUAUCAGCACGCAAGCCAGGGAGGAAUUGGAGCAGGAGGUUGAGAACCUGGAGAAGGCUCUCGAAGUGCUUGACGCCUAGAUGAAUACCUACGUAGAUAGGUAGUCGUUAGAAAGAAGAGGCCUUAGGCCACGAUAGUCUAAUAAAUGAAUCAAUUGAUUCCAUACGCCCGCUGUCGACAUAAACGAAAAAAAAAAAAAAAAAA